AUGAGCGCAUGGAAGGAGAUUCGGCCUCGAUUUUUACCAGCUGUGAUCACCAUGUUUCUCCUUCUUCAGGUACUUUUCUUGGUGAACAUGUGCUAUCUUUACGCAACGCAGUUCCGAAGUACCACCCGGUAUCACAAUUUCAAUGUGCUUUAUGUUGACUAUGACGGUGGUGUCAUCGGCAAGUCGGUGUCAGAUGCCUACAACCAAUUACGAGGAGAUGGGUUCCCAAGCUUGCUGCUGCAAUCUGCUAAUGAAUAUCCACAACCAGAGGAUAUUCGAGAAGCUGUAUGCCGGGGUGAGUACUGGGGGGCUGUUUACACCACUGAGGGUGGAUCAGCUAGUCUCGCUUCGGCCCUGGCAGACGGGUCCCGCCCACCGACCUCGCUCACUUACAUCUGGAAUGGGGUGAGAUAUCCAGUCUUCUCACAGGCCGCGGUCUACUCCAACAUCUUGAAACUGAUUGAAACCAUACGGUCGACAUACCACGCCAACAAUGGAUCUGCCGUCGCCGCUUCAGCCAACCUCUCUAAUCCAGCCUCUCUCAAAGCGUUCCUCGAUCCGAUCCACGUGGAAGAAAUCAACAUCAAGGGCACGGAACAAGGUACACGAGUUUUCUACAACACAGUAUCCAUGGUAAUGCCCAUCAUCCAACAAUUCUUUUUCAUGUUGGCUCUAAACGGCAUCUCGACUCAUUUCGACGCAUUCACCAAAAUGUCCUGGAAAGCCAACGGCCUCAUUCGCGUGAUAGCCUCCGUCCUCUAUACCCUCACGGGAGGACUGUUAAUGACCGGCUAUAUCUGGGCCUUCAGAGAGUCCUGGGGACAACAAGGAAGUCGGUUUGUGGUGACUUGGGUCACUCUGUGGCUUCUGAUGCACAUAAACUUCCUCUUUUUCGACAUCACGACCGCUUUCAUACCAAUUCAGUUCAUGCCGUUCAUUGUUCUGACAUGGGUCAUUCUCAAUGUCGCCAGCACCAUCAGCCCAUUUGAGCUAAAUCCGGGUUUCUUCCGCUGGGGCUACGCUCUUCCCUCCCACGAGGCAUACCAAGUCCUGAUACAGAUCUGGUCCGGUGGAUGCAAUAACCGACUCUAUCUUGCACUUCCCAUUAUGUUCUCGUGGUGGAUUGUUGGUGUCCCCAUUGCAGUGUAUGCGAUGCAAUAUCGUUGCAAAACUGCGGUAGCUUCUCAUGAAACCUUGGAUCGCGCACGCCUGGAAAGCCAAUCCGAACCUAAACAUGCGAUUAUCAACGAGCCAGUGACGCCCGUCGGCAGCUCAAGUCGAGAAUUUGAGCAAAAUGGGGACUCAAUUGAGCCUGUUCCACUUCGGCAAGUUGCCUAA
This is a messenger RNA of Penicillium concentricum, 1338 nucleotides long. RefSeq names its product SNG1 family protein. Lineage: Eukaryota; Fungi; Ascomycota; Eurotiomycetes; Eurotiales; Aspergillaceae. The record is from RefSeq and is a predicted model, not a curated record. The coding region runs from base 1 to 1338 and encodes 445 amino acids. The transcript has a single exon. Gene Ontology annotation, cellular component: membrane.